CAGCAGAGACCUUCUCCGUCCACGUUUUCCUUCUUCCUCCAGCACUGUGCUCAGUCUCGCGGCUAAGCGAAUUUGUCCGCCUUCGGGCCGGCCGCCAUCGAUCCAGGAAUGAUGGAGCUAUCGCUGAUGGCGGCACAGCAUUUCCCAGCUGUGAGCGGUGCCUUCAUGGAUUCUCCCUACAAUGGCAACACGUCCUUGCAGACGUCCACAUCCAACCUCAACGCCGGCUACUCGCGACCCUCAGAGACGGAAGACGACGGCAAAGUAUCCAGUGACACAAUUUGGUUGUGGAUCGCCGUCCUGGCAACAAUCGGCAACAUCGUGGUGGUGGCAGUCGUUUGCGCCUGUGCCUUCUGACAAGAUGGGACGGCGGAACGAGGAUUUCCAAGAAGGAUGAAUCUUGUACAUCCUGAACAUAAUGUAUAUUUUUGUGGAAUGAGAAACAAUAGCCUGACUUUUAAAAAUGUCCACAGUGAAGACAUUUUGUUGUUGUUUAGACAAAACUGGUCCAUAAACAAAGCUCAGUUUGGGCUACAGCAAAUAUCACAAAAAGGACUCAUGUGACCAACCUUUUAAAGGUUUGAUCCAAGGCUUGGAUCAAAAACUGAUCUAUUUAAUACAAUAUGAAGACAUGAUCUACAGAUUUGGCAUUCAGGCUAAGUUGCAGCCUUUAUAGUAGUGUUACUCCUCGUCAAGGUUCGCUUGGUUAUGCAAUUAAAGCUGAUGUUAGAUUGUAAAUUUCUUUCGGCUUGUCCCGUUAGGGGUCGCCACAGCGUGACAUCUCAGAUGAAUGCUCAUAUUUAUUUGGCGGAGUUUUUACACUGGAUGCCCUUCCUGACGCCACCCCUCUUGGGGAGUAGAGGCCCCAGUGAGAUACGAACUCACGAUCCCUGGUUUACCAAAGCAAUCCUCUAACCACUGACGUUAGAUAAAGUCAUUCAAUCACGCUUGCUCCAAAGCAAGAGGUUAGGUCAUCCAAAAACAAAAGAAACUCAAACAACGCCAUUAAAAUGAACUUGGAUUUCACUUCUGAGGAAUCUUAGGCAGGUGACACAAAGACCAAAGCAGAAGGACAAAUAAUUCAAUGUCGAUAGCUCGGCGGCUAUUAUUACAGGUCCUAAAAUGAGCGUGAAUGUAGAUAAGUAAGCAACAAAAGAUAAAAACAAGCGCAGGACAAAUGCUCAAUCCGCACUCCUCCCGGACUGUCCUCCUGUUAGAUAUUCAGAAUCAGCUUGGCUCAGUUUACGAGGGCCUCUAGUGGCCAUGGUAAUUAUAACAGCUGCAUGUGGCGGAGUGAUGGCAAAUAACAUCUACCAGUUAACUCAUGCUUUACUUGGAAUGUUGUCAAACUUAAUUAAAAUAAAAAUAUAACGACAAUCACUGUAAAAUCCCCUCCCCUGCCACAGCACAGUCCAAGAUUACAUGAUAAUUUCUGGCAUCAUGUAGUAAUAUAAAUGAACUAUGCACAGUUGAGAUCAGCCCGUGUUAACAGUAUCCUGUCACUUCACUACAGAGUAAUAAACUGUUACGUGCCUGUUGUUCUCGGACCCCCCCCCCCCCCCGCUUCCGAUACAGUUUUAUUCUCCAUCUCUCCCCGACUUCUUGCGCGGCACGGGGAAGCCGCCCCGCGGAGCCCAUUAGAGUGCAUUUGAACUUGUCGUGUUGACGUUAGUCUCAGAUGACUUUGCAGACAGAAUAGAACCGAGCCCGCUUCAAAGACAAAAACGAGCUGGCAGUAAAAGGAAAUGGCGUUGAGAGGAGGUUGCGACGAUCCGCACGUGAGCGGCGAUGAAGAAAAGUGAGCGAUGAGGAGUAAAAUGCAUGCACGGCCUAAUAAGCACUUUAAUGUUCACGCAUAAGAAGGCAGGUUAGAAGGUAUGAUAUGAUUUGACAUGUCAGGGAACAGGAAUUUCACGAUGGAGUGAAUUGAAUUGAAAGGAAGAGCUUUUAAGCAGAAACAUUUUCUUCAGCGAUGGAUUUAACUUUUUCCUGUAUUGAUCAAAAAGCUUUGUUUGUAUUACAUAAUAGUUGUUGCUGCCCUCUGAGCAACCGGACAGUUCGGCAGGGAUUUGGCCCGACUGUGGAACUUACUAAAAGUUCAACCCUCCUUUAGUUCUCGUGCACAAGUGCACAACGGCCCUCCAACAGUGGCUCUGCACCACAUUAAACGUCAAGCGGCCAUUGUCCAUGACCUUUUCACUCCGAGUGUCAAAUCAAGUCAGCGUUCCGCAGGAGCACAGAACGUUGGACUUUUAGGGGGGGUGGGGGGGACAGUAAAUCCUCCUCCCAAAUCUUAAACCAUCACUUGUCAGUUGAUUAAAGAGAACAGAUUAAAAUCUGCUGCCACGACAAAUAAAGCACAUGGUUAAACAUGAUAUUAGUGUUUUAGGUGGGCUUUUUGCGUAUACAAUAUUUUCAAUACUGCAUGUUCCA
This is a messenger RNA of Syngnathoides biaculeatus (alligator pipefish), 2433 nucleotides long. RefSeq lists its product as uncharacterized. Bases 109 to 357 code for a protein of 82 amino acids. The record is from RefSeq and is a predicted model, not a curated record. The transcript has 2 exons. NCBI's taxonomy places the organism in Eukaryota, Metazoa, Chordata, Actinopteri, Syngnathiformes, Syngnathidae.